Molecule: messenger RNA, 3278 nt
Organism: Musa acuminata AAA Group (dessert banana)
Lineage: Eukaryota; Viridiplantae; Streptophyta; Magnoliopsida; Zingiberales; Musaceae
Product: histone-lysine N-methyltransferase ATXR4-like
Exons: 9
Coding region: 68-1096 (342 amino acids)
Cellular component (GO): nucleus
Molecular function (GO): protein binding
Source: RefSeq, a predicted model, not a curated record
UACUAGUAGCCAACCGUUGUAGAGGAAAAGAAGCUUCUGACAGCACCGAGUCGACGGCGAGGCACCGAUGUUUGCAGCCGGCGCUGCCCUCUCUCGACGCCGGGCCUCGUUGGAACUGCUUCGCCAAUUGCGCCGGACCACUUCUGUCGCCCCACCACAGCCGCCCUCCCUCUCCACCGUCGCGGUGGCGGCAGAGGGCAUCGGCCCACCGCCGAUUCGCGUCUCGCUCACCGAGUCAGCCGGCCGAGGCGUGUUCGCUACCCGAGGAAUCGCCGCCGGCGAACUCAUCCACUCCGCCCAGCCUCUCGUCGCCCACCCCUCGCCGUCUCUCCUUGACAAAGUCUGCUAUUACUGUCUGAGGCGGUUGCAAAAGGAGGCAUCUCCGAUCGGUACCUCUAUACCGGGAGAGAACGAGAGCUCGAAGACUACCACUUGCUAUUUCUGCAGCGAGAGUUGCAGAGAACAAUCUAAGGGUUUCUAUGAGGUCGAGAAGGGACUAGAUUGGACUUUGUUUGAUGACCAUUGCAGUAUGAGGAGAUUGAAAUAUCCUUUGAUGGUGAAGCGGCUGGCUUGUAUGAUUUUAUCAGGAGCAGCAUCUGUAGAUUGCCUUGACAUACUCCAACCAGCCAGUUUACAUCCUGAGACACUUCUGGAGAUGGAGGAUGAGUUUCAAUUGUUGAAGGACACUUUUACGAAGGGGCAGUUUAAAAAUGACUCAAUGACAUUUUUAACCAAGGAGUGGUACAUCAAUGUGCUUGCAAGGAUUCGUAUAAAUUCUUUUCGCAUUGAGUUGGUUGCAAAAACUUAUGAAGAAAUGCUUACAUCAGCGGCUGCCUUCAUUGCAGCUGAUGCUGCUGUUGGGAAUGCUAUUUAUAUGCUUCCAUCAUUCUACAAUCAUGAUUGUGAUCCAAAUGCACAUAUCAUCUGGUUAGAUAAUGCAAAUGCAAAGUUGAAGGCCCUUUGUAACAUCGAAGCAGGUGAGGAGCUUCGCAUUUGCUAUAUUGAUGCCAGCGUGGAAUUUGAGGCUCGACAGAAAAUUCUUGCUGAAGGAUUCGGUUUCCAGUGCGGCUGUCUUAGAUGCUCAUCUCGUGAUUAAGAAGCAUGGCAACCCCCGCCCGUGCAGGGAUUAACAGUUAUAUAGCUUGAUUCAACAAGGAAGCAGAUCUCAAUUUCGGUGCAAAAGGAACAUAUAUGUGUAGUCAUGCGGGCCUUGAGACCAGACAUUAUGAGAUAUGGUUUCUCCAUGUCAAUGUAGUAGAUAAACUUCUUCUGUUCCUGUUUUGUUUUCCUUUCACAUGACAAGCUUCAAAGUUCAUGCUACAGGACAGUUCUCAUCCUUCAUGGUGAUGAAGAUGAGGGUAAACUUGUACUCGUUGGUUUUGGCUGAAAAUUUCGACGGUUAUACUCGACGAAGCGAAGAGCAGAUGUAACUGCUGUGGUGUGGUGAGGCUUUCUGUGUUGCUCUCGUGCUCAACAUCCGCAAUCCUUCCAUUUCUUUAAGAUUCGUGCAUGUCCCCAGAUAGUAGCAAGUAUUAAGCCUUUGCUUGCUUGAGCCUCAACCGAAGACAACUUGCUGAUGAUCGCGAUGAUGUUGAGCCGGGGCAGUAAAACCCUCGUCGCCCUCCACCGUCAUCAUCUGCAGCUGCAGUGCGGACAAUGGGGGUGGUGGUCGCGGCGGUGGCUGGUGAAGGUUCGGCUCAAGUGGGUCAAGAACCGUGGUCUCGACCACAUCAUCGACCGCGACACCGACAUCAAGGCCGCCUGCCUCCUCAAGGACGCCAUCGCCGCCGCCCCUUCCGGCCUCCUCCCCGCCCGCUCUCUCGCCCGGUUCCAGAAAAACCUCGGCCUCACUGUCCCCGUCCUCCGCUUCCUCCGCCGCUACCCCACCCUCUUCCGCGAGCUCCCUCACCCCCGUUUCCCUUCCCUCCCGGCUUUCUCUCUCGCCCCCGCUGCCCUCCUCCUCCACCGCCGCGAAAGCGAAACUUUCCAAGCCGCCCUCCCGGAGGACGCCGCCCACCGCCUUGCUCGCCUCCUGAUGAUGGCUCGCUCCCGCGCUCUCCCCCUCUCCGCCAUCUUUCCACUCCGCUACGAUCUUGGCCUUCCCCCGGACUUUCCCUCCGCCCUUGCCGCUACCCGCUCGGACCUCUUCCGCCUCUCCCGACGCCCCACUGACGGCGCCUUCAUCCUUUCCCUCUCCUCCUGGCCCGAUCACCUCGCCUUCUCCGCCCUCCAGCUCCGCCACAGAGAUGCCCUAGCACAGCCCUCCUACCGCGACUUCAAGAAGCCAUCCGUAUCCUCUGCCGCCCCCCUUGCUUUCCCCAUGCGCUUCCCCAGAGGCUACGGCUCCAUGAAGAAGGUCAAGGCCUGGAUGGAAGACUUCCACCACCUCCCCUACGUAUCUCCCUACGAGGACGCGUCCGGUAUCGACCCCGACAGCGAUCUCAUGGAGAAGCACGUCGUUGGGGUCCUGCACGAGCUCCUCAGCCUCACGAUCCACAAGAAGACCAAGCGGAACUACAUUCGCAGCCUCCGAGAGGAGCUCGGCCUCCCCCACAGGUUCACUCGCGUGUUCACCCGCUACCCGGGGAUCUUCUAUCUGUCCCUAAAGUGCAAGACCACCACGGUGGUCCUUCGGGAGGGCUACCAGAGCGGUAAGCUGGUGGAUCCGCACCCCCUCUCACUUGUUCGAGACAAGUUCUUUUACGUCAUGAGAACAGGGUUGCUGUAUCGGGGCAAGGGCAUGACAAAGCUAGUUCUUGAGGAGGAUGACUUAUUCGGCGAAGGCAAUUGCAGGGAGGAACAAAAGGAACAGAUUGCCAUUGACAAUGAGGAGCAGGAUGGUGUUUACGGUGAAGAUGUUGGUUUUGAUGAUGAUGAUGUUGAUGCCAGUGACAAUGAUGAUGACGAAUGCUAUGAGUUGGAUGAUUCAGAUGAUGAAGAUGGAUCAGACAAUGGCUGAAAUUUUGUUUACAAUCAACCGGAGUUUCUUUUACCCCUUGACACAACAACUAUAUAUGUUUUUAGGUCAGCAACCUCAUCAAGGUAAGGAACAUGACAUAUUCUGCAAUCUCACUUGGUGAUUUGCUGAUAUUUGAUGGAAACUAGUUGACAAUAGAAGCACUAUUUCUUCUUAGUUUCCAUUAAAAUCUUGCUACUAUUUUGUAGUCAUUUUUGUUAUGGCAAGUUAGACAUACACCUGGUUGGAUCCUUUCUAAUAAGUGGACAUGAAUAUUUUAUACAGUGGAAUAUUGAUACUCUGCAUAUUUUGGUUGGUUUUA